AUGGCCGAGUCAAUCAGAGACCCGACAAGCCAGUCCAUCGCCUCUGAUCCGGUCGAAAUCGGCGUCCCUCAGUCGCUGGCCAGGGCUGUCCUGUCUCGCCGCUCCGAAUACCUCCGCCCAGCUGAGAUCCGAGUCAAGGUGGGGACUUGGAACGUGGCGGCGUGCACGGGGACCGACAAAGACCUUGCCGGCUGGUUCACCGAAGAUGCGGAAGUUGGCAGAAGCCUCUCGGCCCUCGACAUCUCCGAUGCUCCUCCACGACGUUCGACUGAGUCGGGCAAUGAAGCUCCCGAACCGAGACGAGCGGGGAAGAACGGCGGGUAUGAUCUCUACGUGCUGGGACUGCAAGAAGUGGUGGACCUCAACCAGACGAGAGAGUACAUGAACCGGCUUUACGUCGAUAACGGGCCCAUGGAGAAGUGGACCGCAGCCCUGGAAGCAGCAAUACCCCAAGGGUAUCAGCUUGUCGUCUCAGAGCAAAUGACGGGACUGUUGCUCCUGGUUUACGCCUCUCCCGCGAUUGCCCCCACAAUAAGCAAUGUUUCCACGCAACAGGUUGGGACAGGACUGCUCGGAUAUUUUGGAAACAAGGGUGCCGUGGCUACUCGUCUUGUGCUGGGCGAAACUACAAAGCUCCUCUUUGUCAAUUGCCAUCUCGCUAGCGGCGCAGAUUCGGCUUCUCUGAACAGGCGGUGCUGGGAUGUAGGGCAGAUUGUGUCGAAAACCCAGUUUGACCCAAUCGUGAUUGGAGGCGUGUCUGACGAUGAAGGGGACAGGAUUGGAGACGAAGAUUUUGCAUUUUGGUUUGGAGACAUGAAUUUCCGCCUCGAUGGGCUACCGGGAGAUGACAUUAGAAGGCUCCUGACGUUGCAUGCUCGGGGAGAGUACGAUUUGAGCAACGAUAAGCCUCCACCUAUAGAAGGCGACGAUGGCAUCAUAGUCAUGAGGUCGUCAGAAAGCGACGACGAUACAACCACAAUGUCAUCAAUGCAUUCCAGAGACCAUAGCUUUGACCAGAGCUUUGACUCGGAAAGCUCUCUGCCAGACCCAGACGAUUUUCCGGAGGACCCCAGCCAGGAUCCGGCUUCUCUACAGGCAACUAUCGACUCGCUUCUACCGCAUGACCAACUGAGACGAGUAAUUAAGCAACAGAAACUGUUCCACGACGGCUGGAGAGAAGGGUCCAUUUCAUUCCUACCAACUUUCAAGUACGAUGUCGGUACGUUUGGCUUAUUUGAUACAAGCGAGAAGCAGAGGGCGCCUAGCUGGUGCGAUCGGGUCCUCUACAGGACACGCAAGGACAGGGAGGCGUAUGAGAAGAAAGUGGAGGAAUUGAAAGAGGCCAAGUUAAAGGAUGAAGAGAUGAGAGCGAGAGGGAUUGAGGAAGAUGACGAUGUGCUCUUCAGCUAUGACCCCGACACCGAUGGGGAGGAACAACCGCCAAAGGCAGCAUCCAGUGAGGCAUACGAUGAGUAUGAAGAGUAUGAUAUAAAUGACACUGGUGCGGAAGCAGACGAUGGCGAUCAAGAUCAAAUCUCUCUCGAUUUUUACACCUCACAUCAGCGAAUCACGUCUUCAGACCACAAGCCAGUCAUUUCCGUAUUCACUCUACGCUAUGACGCUGUUGACCCGGAAAAGAAGGCUCAAAUCCAUUCGGAAAUUGCUUUUGAGCUGGAUCGAGCUGAGAAUGAGGGCCGACCAGGCGUCACCCUCAUCGUGGAAGGUGGCCACGGCCAGACGGAUGGCGUCGUUGACUUUGGCGAAGUCGGCUUCUUCGAGACACACUCAUGCUCGAUAACCAUUGCCAACACUAGUAGUGCUGCUGCUAGCUUUGAGUUUCUUCACGAGACGCAGACAAGCGAGGACGAUUUGGGCUCUUCAAAGUGGUUAAAGACGUCAUUCCACCGGCCUGACGAUGACGGCAGUAAGAGCCAGCUGGGGUCAUCGGUGACGCUCGAACCCGGCGAGACGAUACUGGCCAUUGUCGAGGCGCGCGUCUCUGAGAUUCCACAUGUCCGCGCGCUGAACGAUGCCAGUUGCAAGUUGGACGAUGUUUUGGUAUUGCGCGUCGAGGGUGGCAAGGACCAUUUUGUUCCCGUACACGGGACCUGGCUCCCGAGCUGCUUCGGCCGGUCGAUUGACGAGCUGAUUCGAGUGCCGGAAUACGGGAUCCGAAAGUUUGUCAAGGAGAAGAACAUCCAAGGGACCAUCACAUACGACUGGGAUGUGCACUGCUCUGCGCCACGAGAGCUUUUUAAACUUACAGAGGCGAUCCAGACCGUGGCCGAGCGAUGUAUAGCCGACGAGGCGAUGUUAGAGGACUUGACUGUGCCACGGGAUCCCGGCUGGCCAUUUGACUCCUCGACAUGGACUGUGGAGGUCGCCAAACAAGACGAACUAAAGGCAGCACUUAUCUCUGCACUGGACACAAAUUCGCCCCUGGCGGAUGCUCUACCAGUGGAACUGCUGUCAACGCAGAAGUUGGAGAUUUACUCUUCCAUUUUGCUCCUAUUCCUUGCAUCCCUCAUGGAUGGACUCGUUCCACCGCAUCUUUGGGCCAAGCUUUCGAUCGAACUGCCAAACCUAGGUUCACUGCCGGUAGCGUCGUGGCCGGAUGUGAAGAAUCACAUCCUCGAUUCACUAUCAAUGUCUCCAAGCCAUAACAUUGCAUUUGUCUUCUUGACAGCCACACUAUCCCGCGUCGUUGGCGAGCUGACUUCCGCCACACAGCCAUCGCCUGCGCUCGGCGCAUUGACUCGACGACUAAGUUUCCGCCCUGGAGAGACGGAAGCUACUAGGAAGAGGAGGAUGAGGGAGAGGAGAUACGCCGAGAUUGUGAGCCCAUUGCUGUUCCGAACGAGCGAUGACAAGGACAAGGCGAAGAAGGAUAGGGAGCGGAUCGUCUUGGAAAUGUUCUUGAGGAAGGACGAUCGGAGUUAGAUGCUCGGCCGAGAGGCGAGGCGUGGUUGGCCCGUUUGGCGGAAGAUGCGGUGGCGUCGAGUUGUUGACUGCGAGGGGGUAUAGAACGUAUGUCUUUAUUUGGAUGAUGGUUUGUGGCGUGAUGUGAUUGUGAUUCAUGCGAUGGAUACCAUGCUUGGAGUAUAUAUAGAAAGACGUUACGAGUAGUUGUUACUGUGUGUAUUUACUUUUUUCUUCUCUUGAG
Messenger RNA from Trichoderma virens Gv29-8, 3163 nucleotides. RefSeq lists its product as uncharacterized. Lineage: Eukaryota; Fungi; Ascomycota; Sordariomycetes; Hypocreales; Hypocreaceae. The coding region runs from base 1 to 2940 and encodes 979 amino acids. Gene Ontology annotation, biological process: phosphatidylinositol dephosphorylation. The transcript has a single exon. The record is from RefSeq and is a predicted model, not a curated record. Gene Ontology annotation, molecular function: phosphatidylinositol-4,5-bisphosphate 5-phosphatase activity.